CAGUCAACCGAACAGUUCAGGCGUCAUAUUUCCUCAACUAAACAAUCUACAGAAUUUGUUCGCUCGAAAUGGUGGAAGUCUUUUCUGGACGAACUCUUUUGAAUAAAGAAGGCGCAGUCGUUGACCCAGAGGAGGCUCUCAGAAACAAAGUAGUGGGUAUAUAUUUCUCUGGAGGUUGGUGCCCGCCCUGCCGCGAUUUCACUCCCAUCCUAUGUGAUUUUUACACGGAUCUGAUUGAAGAGAGCGACCCCCCUGCCCAAUUCGAAAUAGUCUUCAUUUCGUCCGACAAGUCCCCUGAAGACAUGAUCGAGUAUUAUCACGACAUGCACGGAGACUGGUUGUCCUUACCCUGGCAUGAUCAAUAUAAACAUGACUUGCAAAAGAAGUACAAUAUCACAGCUGUACCAAAGCUAGUGAUUGUGAAGGAAAAUGGAGAGGUUAUCACAGAAAAAGGAAGGAAGCAAAUCCGAGACCAAGGGCUUGCAUGCUUCAGGAACUGGUUGGAGGUGGCAGAAAUCUUCCAAAACUUCAGAGGCUAGGAAGAGUAGGUACUUUCCUUGUACUGAAGGCUAUGUUUUUCUAUGCACAAUAGUUUGCUGUUGAAGUGUGUUGAAUAUAUAAUGUAGACAUGUUUUUAAACAUUUCCCUAUUUUUAUAAUGUGUUUUAAUAUAUACUGAAAAUAAAUGUUUUUCAGGGGUUCAUUUUAAAUACUAAGACCAAUUAAAUAUAUGACCUCACAUAUUUGUAACCUAAGAAAAAUUUGUUUGUUUUUUGGAAAUAACAACUCCUCAUACUAGGAUGUAACAAGUAAACCAUAUUACGAUGGUGCAAUGUGUGGAAAUAAGAUUCCUUUGCAGAAAACUGGCUCCAAAUACACUGGACUGUGCCCGACUGAUUCUCACAUUCUUCAUAUAUCCAUAUUGCAGAAACCGGUGACCUUUUUUAAAUGCACACAUCUGCUGUGGUUAUCACCGACUGCAGAAACGCAUUUAAUUUAUGCCUUGCACUUUCUAAGCAGCUUCAUAUCAACUUUUUAAUUGUAAUAAGAACUAUCAUAACCCACUACAAAGAUGUAGUUCAAUGAACAAUAAAAUGGAGAAAUAAAAAAAAUGCAAUAUGUGCUUCCAGGUGUCAGGUCCACCUCUCACCUCCUGUGAUGGUGAUUCAUCAGAUGGACACAUGGCCCAGUGUAGGGUGUAUGUUUCAAAAUGUGCAAAUGUAUUCACAUCAUUCAACAGAUUAAAUCACUUUCAUACUGUCUGCCUGUACAUGAAAUGUUGAAAAUAAUUCUAAGGAAUUCAGGUCUGUAGUUAGUAUAAGUGUAUUAAGUUGGUUCCUUUUACCAUUUUUUUUUACAAUGACAUUGCUCAUUUUACCUCGUUUCAUUUAUUUCUGACCUUAUGUAAAGUAUCAAAUCCUUGUUUUUUCUGUUUUGUCUGUGAUGUGCCCAUGGUUGUUCCUACGAAAUAUUAUAUGACUUCACAUAACAUAACAUACAAUACUGUGCAAAAGUUUUAGGCAGGUGUGAAAAAAUGCUGUAAUUUCAAAAUUAGUUAUGUUAGAAAUGUUAAUAGUUAAUUUUUUAUCAAUUAACAAAAUGCAAAAAAUCUAAAUCAAAUCAAUAUUUGGUGUGACCACCCUUUGCCUUCAAACCAGCAUCAAUUCUUCUAGGUACACUUGCAUAAAGUCAGGGAUUUUGUAGGAAUAUAGUCUGGUGUGUGAUUCACCAAUUAUACCAGUGGGACCCAGGUACACCCAUUUACUGUGUGGAGAAGUCUGGUCAGAAGUGGUCUUCAUGGAAGAAGCCAUACCUUCGACGUGGAGACUCAACUAUCCAUGAAAACACAGCAACUGGGGUGCAGAAAAAUGGCAGGUUCUCUGGAAUGAUGAGACAAUGAGAUGAGAAAAUGUGAAAUAUUUGGCUGUAGCAGAAGGCAGUUUGUUCGCUGAAGAGCUGGAGAGCAAUACAAGAAUGAGUGUCUGCAGGCAGCAGUGAAGCAUGGUGGAGGUUCCUUGCAAGUUGCAUUUCUGCAAAUGGAGUUAGGGAUUUGGUCAGAAUGAAUGGUCCCCUCAAUGCUGAGACGUACAGGCAGAUACUUAUCCAUAAUGCAAUACCAUCAGGGAGUCAUCUGAUUGGCCCCAAAUGUAUUCUGCAGCAAGACAAUGACCCCAAACAUACAGCCAAUAUCAUUAAGAACUUCAGCAUGAAGAAGUCCUGGAAGUGAUAGUAUGGCCCCCACAGAGCCCUGAUCUCAAGAUCAUCGUCUGUCUGGGAUUACAUGAAGCAACAUAAGCAUUUGAUCCACAGAAUAACUGUGGCUAGUUCUCCAAGAUGUUUGGAACAACCUACCUGCCCAAUACAUCAAAAAUAUACCUAGAAGAAUUGGUGCUGUUUUGAAGGCAAAGGGUGGUCACCAACCAAAUAUUGAUUUGAUUUAGAUUUUUCUUCUGUUCGUUCACUUCUUCUGUUCAUGCUUUUCAUUAAUUGAUCAAAAUAAACUAUUCACAUUUCUAUUUUUGAAAGCAUUCUUAUUUUACUUUUGCACAGUACUGUAUUUUAUAAAUGCUUGUAUUUAUUGUUCAUUACAAUACAUUCUUAUACUGUGUUUUUCAACACACUGACAUUAUCAAGACAAAGUUGGGCUUACAUUUGGAGAAAGGGAAAUCAUUUACGAAAAAACAUGUAAACAAAAUGAACAAAGAUACUCCACUGAAAUGGAUGCAAUGUAUGGAGAUGGACAUUUAUUAUCAAUAUAUGUAAUAUUUAUUUAUAUUUAUUUUCAGUACUGCAGAAUUCUAUGCAAAUCAUUAUCUUGAGCUUUAGUGUGAGAAAAUAAAAUUCUACAAAUAAACACUGAAUUUGUACAGCUAAAA
Messenger RNA from Conger conger (European conger), 2875 nucleotides. It is a transcript of the gene nxnl2, whose product is annotated as nucleoredoxin like 2. The transcript has 2 exons. The record is from RefSeq and is a predicted model, not a curated record. NCBI's taxonomy places the organism in Eukaryota, Metazoa, Chordata, Actinopteri, Anguilliformes, Congridae. The coding region runs from base 69 to 539 and encodes 156 amino acids. Gene Ontology annotation, biological process: photoreceptor cell maintenance; sensory perception.